Cladophialophora psammophila CBS 110553 is the source of this 1413-nucleotide messenger RNA. RefSeq lists its product as uncharacterized. The record is from RefSeq and is a predicted model, not a curated record. Gene Ontology annotation, biological process: transmembrane transport. Lineage: Eukaryota; Fungi; Ascomycota; Eurotiomycetes; Chaetothyriales; Herpotrichiellaceae. The coding region runs from base 1 to 1413 and encodes 470 amino acids. The transcript has 2 exons. Gene Ontology annotation, molecular function: transmembrane transporter activity. Gene Ontology annotation, cellular component: fungal-type vacuole membrane.
AUGCCCGACGUAGAGGCCAAUACAGCCAGCAGUGCAAGCCUCGAAAUUGGAUUCGACCAACAGAAUCCUCCGACACCACUACAACUCGAAACGCAACCAGUCCAACCUUCAAGGCUUCAACAUGUCCUGAUAGUGGUCGCCUCGACGACCCUCAUUUUUACAGUAUGCGGCAUCGGCUUUUCCUUUGGUGUGUACCAAGAUGUCUACCAGGGCCUGUCCCACGACCCUUCAUCGCCAUUCUACGGCUCAUCACCAGCCAUGAUUGACCUCAUCGGCACACUGGCCAUCUCGCUCAUGACGAUCGGAGCUCCCUACGCGACGGCGUGGACUAAACGAUUUCCUCCCCAAUUUGUCAUCUGGGCUGGUGGAAUCGUGUUUUCUCUCGCCUUGCUGUUGGCUUCUUUCGGACAACGAAUGUGGGAAAUCCAGCUCACUCAAGGAUUGCUCUGCGGGAUGGGGACUUGCCUAUCAUACAUGCCCGCGGUCACGGUGGCGCCGACUUGGUUUACGGCUCGUCGCGGUCUGGCCAUGGGUAUUGUUCUUUCGGGCACUGGCAUCGGAGGCGUCGUCUGGGCUCCUGUGCUGCAUGGAUUGAUCACCAAAACCGGGUUUCGCAACUCUUUGCGCAUAUCAGCAGCCGUUGCCUUUGUGCUCAUCAGUGUCACUGCUCCCGUCAUGCGUUGGGAAGCUACUGCAUCACGCCGGUUCAGAGCAGAAGCGAGGCAUUCAUCCGGCAUCGUUGGCCUGCUCAAAAUCCCCUUGGUGGACUAUCGCAUCGCUCGAUCCCACACCUUCUUUGCGCAAGCACUGGGGGCCGCACUGCAAUCCGCGGCAUAUUACACCCCCGUGUUUUUCUUCGCCUCGUAUGCAAGAACCUUGGGCUACUCGUCAGCCACGGCUUCGAACUUUAUCGCCCUAUCCAACGCUGCCAACGCUAUUGGGAAGAUCAUCAUCGGCCACGCAGCGGACAGAAUCGGUCGGCUCAAUGCUUUGUUCCUGACUACGGCUAUUUCAGCGGUCGCUGCGCUUGGAUUGUGGAUUCCCUCGUCCCUUUCCUCGACCCAGGCCGACAGCCGCCACCUGUUUAUCGCCUUCACGGUGCUCUAUGGCGUUUUCGCGUCCGCAUACGUGUCACUCUUCCCGACCUCUCUUGUCGAGCUCUUUGGAAUUCAAAACUUUGCCUCGGUGAACGGGUUUCUGUACAUGGUGCGAGGAUUGGCCACCAUGGUCGGGACACCCGUCGCCGGCGCACUCAUCCGAAGUGCUACUCAUGAAAAAGGCCCUGCCCCGUACCAGAACACUGCCAUUUUGGUGGGCGUGCUGCUGGCAAGUGCCACCCUGGCCGUGUUUUGGGUCAGAUUGGAGGCUGCGGUCAGCCAUUUGAGGCAAGGAGGCGCAAAAUGGAAGCUUUGA